This is a messenger RNA of Malaclemys terrapin pileata, 3962 nucleotides long. Its product is annotated as zinc finger protein RFP-like. The record is from RefSeq and is a predicted model, not a curated record. Gene Ontology annotation, molecular function: protein binding; zinc ion binding. NCBI's taxonomy places the organism in Eukaryota, Metazoa, Chordata, Testudines, Emydidae. The coding region runs from base 16 to 1404 and encodes 462 amino acids. The transcript has 7 exons.
UGUCCAGAGUGAGCCAUGGCAGCAGAGAGCCCUGUGGAAAGUCUCCAGGAGGAAGCUACUUGUCCCAUCUGUCUGGAGUAUUUUAAAGACCCAGUGAUUAUAGACUGUGGGCACAAUUUCUGCCGAGCCUGCAUCACCCAGUUCUGGGAGGGAUCUGACAUAGAUGCAUCCUGCCCUCAGUGCAGAGAAAUUGUGCAACAGGGAAACCUCAGGUCGAACAGGCAGCUGGCAAAUGUUGUAGAAAUAGCCAAACAGCUGAGUUUCCAGGCAGGAAAGGGAGCAGGAGCAGAAAGGGUGUGUGGGGAACACCUGGAAGCUCUGAAAUUGUUCUGUGAAGAGGAUCAAACCCUCAUCUGUGUGGUGUGCGACAGGUCCCGGGCUCACAGGGCUCACACUGUGGUUCCCAUAGAGGAGGCUGCCCAGGAGUACAAGGAAAAAAUCCAGGCCCAUUUGAAGACUCUGAGGGAAGAGAGAGAAAAGCUCCUGAGAUUUAAAGUGACUGGAGAGGAGAAGAGCUGGGAGUAUCUGAUACAGACACAAACCAAGAGGCAAAAGAUUGUGUCUGAAUUUCAGCAACUGCAGCAGUUCCUAGAGGAACAAGAGCGACUCCUGUUGGCCCAUCUAGAAAAUCUAGAAAAGGAGAUUGUGAAGAUACAGAAUGACAAUGUUACUAAACUCUCUGAGGAGAUUUCCUGUCUCAGUGACCUGAUCAGUGAGAUGGAGGAGAAGUGUCAGAAGCCAGCAAGUGAAUUCCUGCAGGAUUUCAGAAACAUCUUGAGCAGGUUUGAGAAGGGGAAGUUCCAGCAGCCAGCGGAGAUUUCUUAUAGUCUGGGCUCUGAACUGAAGAUAAAAGGAGGAGAAUCUCUAGUAUCAUACAGACAGGUGAAUGUGAUUCUGGAUCCAGACACAGCUCAUCCCCAACUCAUCGUGUCUCAGGAUAUGAAAACAGUGAGAUGGACAGACACACGGCAGUAUCUGCCUGACAAUCCUGAGAGAUUUGACACUUGGGGCUGUGUGCUGGGCUAUGAGGGAUUCACUUCAGGGAGUUAUUGCUGGGAGGUUGUGAUGGGGAAUGAGGAACGCUGGGCUGUGGGAGUGGCCAGAGAGUCUGUGAGAAGGAAGGGACGGAUCAGCCUUAAUCCUGAGGGGGGAAUCUGGGCUGUGGAGCGGUGCUGGUGGGGUCAGUGCCAGGCUCUCACCUCCCCUAUGACCCCCCUGCCCCUGCCCCGGGUUCCCAGGAGGAUCCUGGUGUGUCUGGACUAUGAACGGGGGCAGGUGACAUUUUUUGAUUAUGGUAACAAGGCCCUGAUCUUCACUUUCCCGCCAGCCUCUUUCACUGGGGAGAGAAUCCACCCCUGGUUCUGGCUGUGGGAUAGAGAGACCCAGCUCAGACUUUGCCCCUGAGACAAGGUAGGGGGAGGAAUAUCCCACGGUGGGGCUUGAAAUCAGCCUCUCUAGCCUCAUACAUCCUUUUCAACAUGACCCUGGAAGUCUCCUGUGUUCCUGUAGACUUUCUACCCUGUGGUUUCUAUUGUCCUGGAGGCUCUGCGGGGUCUCUGACCUGUCAGACCAUAGAAACCAGGGGGUGGAUGAGAUAGAGAAGCCAGUCUUAUUGCCCAAAGGAUUUUGCAGCCUGUUUGUCACUGUCCUCUGUGGCGCAGGAGGUCAGACAGUGCCACUCAGAUGUUGUGGGAAUAGCCCAAUGGGAAUGGAAAAAAUGGACUUCUCUAGCCUAAGUCAUCCUAGUAUCUGUGACUAUGGAGGACUCCCAUCCACCUAGUCCCUGGCUUGUGUCUAUGACCCUGGAGGACCCCUGUGUACCCAACCAUCAAUACCUCAUCUCUGUGACACUCCUGUCCCUUCCUGCAGCACCAGGGAUGGGAAGGGGAAGAGGCAAAGAACCCCUGGAGUGGCACAAGGAGCAGAGGGGCCCUGAGGGGCAGACCUGGGGGCUGCAGGGUCAGAACUGAUGGGGUGGCAAGGGCAGGAGUGACAUAGGGGCUGUGGCUCUAAUUACUAGCUGGGCUGGGAGGCAGGCAGAUGUGGGGUGGCAGGGACACAGAAUUAAUUAAUUGGGAUUUGGGAGGUUUCAGGAGAAGCUGGAGGCUCUGCACCAGCAGAGCAGCUGGUAGAUGGAGACCCAGGGACUGUCAAGUGUGACCUCCAGACCACAAGGGAAGGGACACUAUGGUGGGAAGGAGUUGCUGGCAAGUGAGGGGAGGGGGAUGUCAUGUGAAUAAAGGUGAGCUGGCUGUGGGGAGGGGAGAUGCAGGUACAGGGCUGGUUUGACCAGAAGGGAGAGAAGAAAUCAAAGGAAAUAGAAAACAGGAAAAAUGAAGUAAAACAAGAGUAAAUAGAGAAGCCUGGGGAAAGAGGUACAGUGGUGGGGAACUGAAAAGAGUGAAAACAAAGCAAUCCUGGGAAGGGGAGAGCUCAGGGGGAAGUGGGCGGAGAAGGGAUAAACUCAGAGGAGAGAACUGGGAACCUGAGUUGGAAUGAUCUGUGAUAGGGAAUAAAGGAGAUUUAGGGGGAAGACAGAGAAAUAAAUGGAAGGAAAACAUGUGUUAGAGACAAUGAUGUGCAAAACUGGCUGAAAUGAAAUACAAGGGAGAAGGAAAGAGAAUGUGAGAGCGAGAGGAAUCUCAGUUCCUCCUGACAUACACACUGGAUCCCUGGCAAGGAUUUUGCUAAAAUGGGGAUAAAAGGCCCUGCUGAACUAAAGGGCUAAUUCCAUGUCCAAUAUCUGUGUGUGCAUAACUCUUCAAAGAUCAAUAGUCAUUCACAUGUCAGGAAUGCACACACUGAGUUACACUGCGAUCUCUGACUGCUGGAUUCCAGUGUCCACAAUUCAGGAGCUGUCCUCUCCCUGUGUUGAGAUCUGAAAUGUUUCUAACACGGUCUCAUCUGCAGGAAUUUACUCAGUGGCUUCUGAUACUUCCCCUCUAGCUCAUUGAUCAGCUCCAUAAGACAGGAAGUCUCCUCAGAGAGUUUAGUGAUUUAUUUUCAUUCGGGAUCUUCAAAAUCUGCUUGUCCAGCUUGGCCAGGCAGGAGUCGCUUUUGUACCUCAAGACACAAUCUUCCAUCUUGUAGCCAAUUCGUUCAUUUUAUCAUUCAUUUAUUCUGUGAUGUUACGAUUAACUAACAUGUUAUGUCAUAUAUAAUCAUUGUAUGCUGAAUAGAUUUAAAUUGGAGGAUUAUAGAAGUUUAAGAUUGAUCAGUAGUUAGAAGGAAUAAUUAUGUAUUAGGUAUCUAAGUAAAAAGGGCUAAAAUGCAAAGCCUACAGGCUGAGGCCUGUAAGAUGUCAGCUUACCAUACUAGGCCACAGGCUUAAGAAAUGCGUGACAUACGUAAGUGACCAAAGAAUGACCCGAUGCCACAAGAUUAUAGGGAAAAUAUGUACCAAUGGGUGAUAUUGCAAAAAAUUAAAAGUAAGAGUAAUUGUUUGCUUAAAAGAUACCUGGUAGUCUUUCUAACACAUGCCAUAACCGCAGGGUGAAAUAUGUGCAUAAAUGCUAUUGCGGUAUCGUCAGAAUUACAAAUAAAAAAAGGGUGCCCAGAUUGGGAAAACUGAACUCCCUAUGGGAAAACUUCAGCAGGAACCAUCCCUCUACUGAUGAUCAAUUGGCAAGGUAUCCAUCAGACCUUAAGAAUAUCAUUAAGGAUGUGAGUAUGACAAAAUUUGUAAUUCGUGCAUAGGUCUUUAUAGGACUUCUUGGGUAAUCGUAACCUUAACUGUAACUUUAUUAAAACUUAUAAAACAAACUAAACCUUGUACUUGUGAAUAUAUGUGUGGUCACUACCCUUGGUCUUUAUGUGUUCCUAAAGACCCUAAAUCUGAAGUUAUUAACAGAGGUGACUUUCAUUCUGCUGAGCUUGAAACUGUAGCCACCAGAGCCAAACCCACGGUGGUGUAAUACCACAUUACAAAAUUCACUUUAAAUAAAAUAAAAGGCUACAACCUC